AUGAAUAUGUUGGAUGAUGAAGAUGACCAAAGCUUUCACGCUACGCGUGACGGCUACUCCCAUUUGAGCGAUGUCGAAUGGGAUGCGGUUGAACGAAUGGGUUCGACCAUGGGCAUCCAUGCUGUUAGCGUCAUGCUAGAGGCUCUCAAUAGAGAUGCCCAACAUGCUACUAUCGCCAAGUUCAUUCAAAAUGAACUUGACGCAGAACGCGAGAAAGUAGCCUUGCUUCACCAACAAGGUUCUCAACAAGCAGAGUUGUUGAGAGAACAGGGUGCUCAACAGUUUGAACUGUUGAGACAGCAGCAGGCUGCUGCUGGUGGGUCGAUGCACUCGCGUCGACCCGAAACCUUGAAGAUUGACAUCUCCAAGUAUAGGGGGGUAGAAGAAGACUCCCUCUUGAGAUGGUUCGUCGAAUUGGAUGACGCCAUAAGGGCGCGUCGCAUCGACGACGUGGAUAUGCAAGUUGCAUUUGCCCAGUCAAAUCUGGCAGGACGUGCCAAGACUUGGGCACUGGGGCUCAAGUUGCACGACCCAUAG
Messenger RNA from Peronospora matthiolae, 537 nucleotides. Lineage: Eukaryota; Oomycota; Peronosporomycetes; Peronosporales; Peronosporaceae. The record is from the annotation of a GenBank genome assembly.